Messenger RNA from Morone saxatilis (striped sea-bass), 2340 nucleotides. It is a transcript of the gene washc3, whose product is annotated as WASH complex subunit 3. NCBI's taxonomy places the organism in Eukaryota, Metazoa, Chordata, Actinopteri, Moronidae. Gene Ontology annotation, biological process: actin filament polymerization; exocytosis. Bases 158 to 793 code for a protein of 211 amino acids. The record is from RefSeq and is a predicted model, not a curated record. The transcript is spliced from 7 exons. Gene Ontology annotation, cellular component: WASH complex.
UGACGCAACACGCAGUCCAGAGUCACAUGAGCCCGUUUUCAGAGCCAAUAUUUUUUUUGUUUUAUUAUUUAUUUAUGUGGCGCUUGUUGUCUUCUCGCAGUGACAAUUCUCGCUUUAUAAUCUUAAAGACGGUUUUAAAAUAAAUAAAUAAUCCGACAUGGACGAGGACGGGCUGCCCAUUGUGGGUUCCGGUGUUGAUCUCACCAAGGUCCCUGCUAUUCAACAGAGAAGAGUUGUUGCCUAUCUCAAUCAGUUUGUCGUGCACACAGUCCGGUUCCUGAACCGUUUUUCCACAGUUUGUGAAGAGAAACUUGCAAACAUAUCUCUCCGCAUACAACAGAUUGAAACAACCCUGUGUAUUUUGGAAGCUAAGCUGUCUUCAAUUCCUGGGCUGGAGGAUGUCACAAUAGAUGGAAUCAGUCAGCGGCAACCUGCUCAAGCCAAUGGACCCACUACUGCUAAUCAGAGCCAAACAGAUGGUCCACCAGCAGAGCCCUUGCCUCCCCCAGAGCCCGCUCAGACUGGACCAGACCCUGCGACGACACAAAAAGCAGAAGCAGUUGCAGAGAAUGUCAUGACAGUGGCCAAAGACCCACGUUAUGCCCGCUACCUGAAAAUGGUUCAAGUGGGAGUUCCAGUUAUGGCUAUAAGGAAUAAAAUGGUGUUGGAGGGUUUGGAUCCUAACUUGCUCGACACGCCGGAUGCCCCCGUGCCCGACGGAGGAACGAGGAGCGCAGAGGAUCAAGAUGUCGCCGCCACCAGCUCCGACAGCGAAUCAUCUUUCAGUGACUGACCUCUGUCCUCUGUCCACACCACCACGAAGCUUCCUGUAAAGCUCAACCAUCGCUGUUCUGAGCUUCUGUAGGCCUGUACUCAGAAAGAGACAUAGGUUUUACUGUGCCCGUAAAGGGGUACCAGCCAGAAGGUGUAAAUGUAAGUGCCUGGAGCAGGAGAAUCCAACCAGAGUGAUUGUAAUUUCAGUGUAAAAGAGCUGAAAUAGUUUUGCUUAUGGUCAGUGACCUGCUCAGUUUUGAUACAUUUUUGAUGAUUUUCCAUGUUGAUUAUGUUAGCAGUAGUCCUCAGAAUAUGGCAGUAGCAUGUAAUUUUUGUACAAAUGUAAUUAUAUACUGUAUAAGUUACUGCUUUUUCUUUGGUUGUCACACUACUAAUCACAGUCUAAUGCCUUUUUAAAGAGAUACAUUCAUCAGUUAAAAGUUAUGCCUCUUUGUUACAGGGUCUAGAUAAAAUAGAAAACAAGUAUGUCGGAUGCUUUGAAUGUUUAACACAUACGUUGUAAUUCCAGGCAAGAACAAUAUCACAGUAAUCUUUCAGUAUCAAUAUACAGUUAUAUCGAAAUACCAGUUUAAUAGGAAGGAGAAUCACAUGUCUUUCAGCAUGUGAUUCUCCUUCCCAAAAAUCAGCUGGAGUACCACAGACUGCUUAAAACCAGCUGUUUCUUCUUUAUUUUUCUUUACAAAAACUUUGAUUUUAAUAUGUUGACAUAUGAAUAAUAUCCAUGUUAUAAAUUAGUGUCUUAUCACAGAGGAUCAUCAUGCAUUUUCCAUUGUUUUACCUUGUUAACCACUACACAGUGAGUGGAUAUUUUCUCUUCUCUGUGAUCGCCAAUAUUAGCAGGUGGCCAUGUUGGAGGAACAAAAACUACAGUGUGUUCAGUGUCAGGCCUCUGUUGCAUUGUAUUGUUAUUUUUAGAACAUUAGUCCGUUUGUAAAGUAUUCAGACCCAUUUGCUUUUUGCGCACUUCAUUGUAUAAUAAAAAUAAGACGGCGUAAAUUUAAACACAAUCAUUUCAAAGCCAAAAUAGAGAUUUUUGCUAAUUUAAAAAUGAAAAAAUAUGAAAUCUGAAUACUUUCCGAAGCUGCUUUAUGUGUCUUCAUUUACAAUACAGGAAAAAACUCUUUAUAUCUCAUUAUGUCACAUGAAACACAAUAAUGUAUUGACUGGCGCUGCUUUGAAUCCAUGCAUUUUUCCACCGACAUGUCUCUUAAUCUUUGCUUGGAUUUGCAGAGUUUUGUUCAAUGUCUGAAGUAAGAGUGGAACGGAGAGUAAACACACUUGCACUAAGAAGUACAUUUUGCAGCUUUGUUUGUGUUGCGUAUGUUGCUUGUAGUUAAGACUCUUUAUCAUUACAGUCAACAGGACUAAAAUAGCAAGCAAAGAACUGUUGAGAACUAAAUAAAUUGUUGUAUUCAUGAGAUUUCUAUGAAUGGAUAUUUCACUAUAAUGACUGUGAACAAGUUGGUGUGGAGACGUCUGGAAAGCACUUUGUUUACAAAAGCAAGAGGUUUUUGAUCUGUAAUAAACACUCAAACAGUUUGCUUU